Molecule: messenger RNA, 1174 nt
Organism: Paralichthys olivaceus (Japanese flounder)
Lineage: Eukaryota; Metazoa; Chordata; Actinopteri; Pleuronectiformes; Paralichthyidae
Source: RefSeq, a predicted model, not a curated record
AAGGAACUGAUUUUAUUUUGGUAUGGAUCCAGGAAUUUUUCCACUGAUUUCCCACAAUAAUACAUUUAGAUGAAAAAAAUCAUGCAAAUUUAGGGGACCUUUUCUACAAGUGUGUGCAAUUUAAUGCAGCUUGACUGAAUUUGAAUGGACUAUUGAGCCCUAGUUUAGCCCAAACUAAAGAAGUGAAGUGCAACCCUCUGCAGUCAAUCUGGCUGCGUUGCCUCAACAGUAAGAUCUGAAUUCAGCUGAGGAGCACAUUAACAGCUGCGGAAUCAGUUUCUCAGGAUCCGGAAAAACAGCUCCUCAAACUGUUUCAUCAGCUUGUACCUCACUGUGAUGUUGAAAGGUGAAGGAACGUCCUCCUCUGAACAAACGUCAUCAAAAUAAGCCACCAUGUAUUUUUCAAAGGAUGCAGAUCGGAUGAAAUGUGGGACCAGGAGGCAGAGGGCUGGAGUGAGCAUGUCGCCUACAGCUGACAAGAGGCAUUCAACCAUGUCUGAGGGACCUAAAAAAUCAAAGAUCUCUGCCUCUCGCAGACUGGCUCUAAAGACCAAACUGCUGAAGAUGGCGACAGUGAUGUUGGAGAAGGAGAAGGAGGAGAAGAAACUGGAGAAAGAAAGUGCUCUGAGUAAGAGAGUCCCUUCUCUCCAGCUGUCUGAUUUGUCCCUGCAGGACCUUCAGGCUGUGUGCAAAGACCUGCACCAUAAGAUCGAUGUGGUAGAUGAUGAGCGCUAUGACAUUGAAGCUAAGGUGGUGAAAAAUAACAAGGAGCUUGAGAAUCUGGCUCUGAAGAUCUUUGAGCUGAAGGGCAAGAUGAAGCGGCCCGCUCUGAAGAGGGUGAAGAUCUCAGCCGACGCCAUGCUGGGAGCUCUGCUGGGCUCCAAGGUGAAAGAGUCUGUGGACUUCAAGGCCAACCUCAAGACUGUGAAGAAGGAGGAGGAGAAGAAAGAGGAGGUGACUGACUGGCGUAAGAACGUGGAGGCCAUGUCGGGUAUGGAGGGCAGGAAGAAGCUGUUUAAUGCAGGACAGUAGAUCUGUAUUUUGGGAUAUUUGUAAUAUGAAUGCUCUUUUAAAAUGGACAGAAAUAACACGGCAAAUAGUUUUUCUGCACACAAUUUGCAAGCAAGUGUGAGUGUGCAAUAUUCACAUUUAAAAUUCAAUUCAAGAUUCAAAG